AUGCGCUUCACCGCCCCCAUCAUCGCCCUCGCAGCGUCUCUUCCCCUCCUGACCACCGCGCAGAUGGGCCCCGACGACACAAUCUGCGAGUUCCUCUACGGCACCGACUAUACCGACGCCUGCUGCCACACGGUCAUCAGUCGCGGGAUCAACGCACCUUGCACCGACAUCGAGUAUGUCAGCAACUUGACGGAGAGAGGGGAGGGAGAGGGAACGAGGAUGGAUGAGGAGGGGAGGGAGAGGGAGAGGGAGGAGAAGGAGCCCGCCUAUCCCACCUCCGGCCCUCUCUUCGGCCACGGACCCAGCGGCAUCGUAUCCGAAUACAUGACUCUUGAGGAUUUGGAGCAGGUGUACUGGGAUUACUUCAGUUCCAAUGCUAUGGGUGAGACUAUGGCUAAGGCUGUUGCUGCCAUGAAGGACGCUUGA
Molecule: messenger RNA, 426 nt
Organism: Alternaria hordeiaustralica
Lineage: Eukaryota; Fungi; Ascomycota; Dothideomycetes; Pleosporales; Pleosporaceae
Exons: 3
Coding region: 1-426 (141 amino acids)
Source: RefSeq, a predicted model, not a curated record